Gastrolobium bilobum is the source of this 1148-nucleotide messenger RNA. Its product is annotated as probable WRKY transcription factor 50. The coding region runs from base 126 to 644 and encodes 172 amino acids. The record is from RefSeq and is a predicted model, not a curated record. Gene Ontology annotation, molecular function: DNA-binding transcription factor activity; sequence-specific DNA binding. The transcript has 3 exons. Gene Ontology annotation, biological process: regulation of DNA-templated transcription. Lineage: Eukaryota; Viridiplantae; Streptophyta; Magnoliopsida; Fabales; Fabaceae.
UUUUUUUUUUUUCACAAAUAUUAGAUACGUACCAAUUCUACUUCUUAGUUGAAGCUUCCUAAUAUAGUUCAUAGGAAGGUCACCAUGAAGCUACCUCAUUAAAUAAAGGCUAUGGUGAUUAUAUUAUGUGUACCACGAUCCUUUCUUUUCAUAUCGAUGGUACCAAAAUGACAGAUAAAAAUCCAAGACCAGCAUCUUCACCUGACAGUGAUUUCACCAACCAGUGGCCUGAUCUGGAGCUCUCUGAGUACUUGAAGUUCGAUGAUGAUCAAUGGGCAGAUGAUGGUCCAGAGUCAUUUGUUUCUGAGCAUGUCCUGAACCAGGAUAAUCAAGCCAAUGAAGCAGGUGAAUUUGGAGGAAGUAGCAGCCAUUUUGAGGAGUCUUCUAGCAGAGACAUUAGCAGUGAACCUGAGAAGAAGGAAGUUAAAGAUAAAGUGGCAUUCAGAACAAAGUCAGAGGUUGAAAUACUGGACGAUGGGUUCAAGUGGAGGAAGUACGGAAAGAAGAUGGUGAAAAACAGCCCCAAUCCAAGGUGUUCAGUGGAUGGAUGCCCUGUUAAAAAAAGAGUUGAGAGAGAUAGGGAUGAUCCAAGGUAUGUAAUAACAACCUACGAAGGCAACCAUACUCACCCAAGUCCAUGCUAAGUCGAAAAUUAAGAACUUUUGGCAGUUUCGUGGGCCAUAGCUAGCCACCUCUAGUUCUUAUUCUCACUGCUUGUGCUCUUGCCAAGUGUUAUAUGAGGUAUUCCACAAUAUCAUAGUUAGCAAAUUCUCAUGUAAAAAUGAACUUUUAAGGGCUAUGAAGAUCAAAUAGAGGAAACUCUCUUCUUUUCUCUCCAGAAUAAAGGUUUUGGUAGGUACCAUGUUUCUAAAAAUAUAGAAUAUUAGAUCUAGCGUUAUCACUAAUGACUAUAAAUGACAUUUCAUGAAGGUGAUUAUAGGGGUAGACACAACUGUGAGGAGGAUAUAUACAAAAAAGGAAAAUCAAUCAGAUAUCCGAAUUUUAUUCUCCUAAGGUUUAUUCUGUAAGCUUUUUGUGAUUAUAGGCCACUCUACCCCUAAGGUUUAUUCUGUAAGCAUUUUAUUCUGGUCUUUAUUCAGUGAGCAUAUUUUGUAUUCGAAUUAGCAUGUGAAUUACAAGCAGCAACA